AAACUUAGCAGUCGACUUCAUUUCCUGGUUUUAGGCCGGUGGAUCGAUGAGUGUUUGCCAAGAGGAAACCAGGGAUGUCAUCGACAAGGAAUCCUAGAGACCAACUUGUGUCUCCCCCACGUUAGGAGCUCCACACAUGACCAGCAUCAUUUGUCAGUGCCUACACAGAAUCUGGUGAUUGGAUUAUACACCUGACAGGACACCAUGUUUAGUCGCCUGGUGAAGUACACGAAGGGUGACAACUACCAGGACCUAGACGCGAACCAAGGGGAGAGAAUCGAUAUGGACAUCACUGACCCUGCGAUGAGGGAGUUCGCAGGCCUAACCCCUACAGGGAGUAGCAGUGGCGAGUUUUCCCAUGUUGGAGAUGGGGGUGUUCUAGACAUGCACCAGCGGAGGGGCACUGGUUCCACAAUAGAACCAUCAGAAGAAACCUACACUAUACAGCAAGCUAUAGACAACAUUGGAUUUGGGAAGUUCCAGAUCAAACUUUCCAUCCUCACAGGAUUUGCAUGGAUGGCAGAUGCCAUGGAGAUGAUGAUACUGGCCAUUUUGUCUCCCGCCCUACACUGUGAAUGGCAGCUAGAGAGCUGGCAGCAGGCUCUCAUCACCACGAUUGUAUUCUGUGGGAUGUUCUGUAGUUCAAGUUUCUGGGGCAGUGUGUGUGACAAAUACGGACGCAGAUCAGAGCUGAUUCUGUGCUCUGUGUUUACCUGUUACUUCGGUAUCCUCAGCGCAUUCUCACCCACCUUUAUAUGGAUGUUGAUCUUAAGAGGACUUGUUGGCUUCGGUAUAGGAGGUGCUCCACAGUCUGUAACCCUGUAUGCAGAGUUCCUGCCGUCCUCUUCCAGAGCGAGAUGUGUUGUGCUGGUCGAGAUAUUCUGGGCUAUUGGUGCUUGUUUUGAGGUGCUACUUGCGCUGGUGGUCAUGCCAACAUUGGGCUGGAAAUGGCUGCUCGGACUGUCUGCUAUGCCACUAUUGCUGUUUUCGCUGUGCUGCUUUUGGUUGCCAGAAAGUGCGAGGUAUGACAUGUGCAGAGGACAAGCUGAUAAAGCGAUAGCUACACUAGAGAGGAUCGCUAAGGAGAACGGGAAGCCAAUGCCGCUGGGCAAACUCGUAGAGCCGUCCACGAAGGCUACAAACAGAGGCAGUAUAAAAGAUCUUUUUCUCCCGGAGUUAAGAAAAACAACCUUACUUUUAUGGGUUAUUUGGUUUGUGUCAGCAUUCUCCUACUACGGUAUUGUACUGAUGACAACAGAACUGUUUCAAAUCUCGGACGGUUGUCACGGUUCAGAAACUGGGUCUGAAAUCAAAGCCAAAGCACCAUGCUUCCUCAAGUGUAAUGGACUCGAUACCGGGGACUACAUAGAUCUCACCUGGACCACCUUUGCCGAGUUUCCAGGUCUAUUUGUCACCGUGAUUGUUAUAGAGAAGUUUGGGAGAAAGUUUACGAUGGCAAUGGAGUUCUUUGUCUUCACCGUUUUUGUUCUAUUUUCCAAUAUAUGUACAUCAAGACCGGUAUUGACAUUCUUCCUGUUUGUAGCCAGAGCUUUUAUAUCUGGAGCUUUCCAGGCAGCUUAUGUAUACACACCUGAGGUAUAUCCCACCUCUAUGAGAGCUAUAGGACUUGGUUGCUGUAGUGCUAUGGCCAGAGUUGGGGCUAUCAUCACACCUUUUGUAGCACAGGUGUUGCUGAGGUCAUCAUCAUACACAGCCAUCUCAACGUACGGUGUGAUAGCCCUGGUGGCCACCGGCGUUUGUUUAUUGUUACCUAUAGAAACCAAGGGGCGGGAGAUGAAGGACACCACCCAUGAGGUUCACGACGCUCCUGCCAGAUGAGGGAUGUUGUGUGUAUAUAUAUAACAAUUCUACACAAAACAUCUGCCCUCCCUUCUCAUCAUACUGCCUUCAUGUCAGAGCUGUAGAUGUCUAGAUGUCCCGUGAAAGGUACAACCUUUUUUCUGGAUGUCACGUGACGUGUACAGCCUUUUGACAGGAUGUCCUGUGAAGUACACAGCCUUUGUACCUGUACAUUCAGUAUAGAAGGUCGGGAUGGCCGUAGUCCAAUGUUGAUGAUGGCAGUUCAGCUUAUACGACACAACAACUUCUCAAAUAAGAAUCUCACAUGAUUUUAUUUUUGUUCUGUGAUUAUUUGUGAAUAUUGCCUCAGAGAUUGAAUAGAAAACCGUUUAUGAAUGGCUUAUUAUAAUGUAUGUGUAUCUUAUGAUUGUGCUGUUAAUGAUUAGAAUGUACAAAUAGGAUGGCUUAGGACAGGUUUCUUUUCUACCAGGACAAAUCAUUAAAUCUGCUGAUACCAAUCUCUGUUCAGAAAUGUUGACAAAAUAACAGUCCUUCACCAUGUUUUGUUGAGUCUCAUGACUGAUUUCUUUUGUACAAGCAAAGAAAAUGCAACUUUGUGUAGAUAGAGGGUUCCUUUUGCUUCCAAACACAUUUUGUACAUCUUAAUCAAUGAUCAUGGAUUUUUAUUUUUUUGUGGAAAUAAGCAUUCCGCUAUAUUUUCUUUAAUUAUACCUUUCCAAGUAGGUGUCUAAACAAUUCAGGAUAACCUAUCAAGAUUCAAACGGAAUAAUUUCCAUUUGGAAUUAAAUCACAAACCUUACUUCUUCAAUCUUAACAUUUUGACAUGGUAUACAUAUCUAGAGCAUUCACAAUAUAAAGUGGGGACAGACUACGAUAUGGCAGGUCGUGUACAACUCUUCCUGAAAGCGUCAAUAUCUUUUAAUGAAAAUUCAACUUAAUCAUAAUACUUGUAGUUUAGUAUGACAAAGAAAAUUAUUAGAGGCAAUAUCCUAAGAGUUAAAAGGGGAGAUAGUCCCUUUUAUAUUUUGUUUAUUAGUAUGGUUAUUGUUUUUGUCACUGUUGACAGGAAGUACUGGAAAUAACAUGAAGUGUUUUAUUCACAAUUUUACAUGUAAAUCAAUAUGUAGUAUACAAUGUACAGGGUGUGUAGCGUCAUAGGAUGAUAGAGUGUGUAUGUUACUGUGCUAGAGUGUGUAGGUUACUGUGCUAGAGUGUGUAUGUUACUGUGCUAGAGUGUGUAGGUUACUGUGCUAGAGUGUGUAAGUUACUGUGCUAGAGUGUGUAGGUUACUGUGCUAGAGUGUGUAGGUUACUGUGCUAGAGUGUGUAGGUUACUGUGCUAGAGUGUGUAGGUUACUGUGCUAGAGUGUGUAUGUUACUGUGCUAGAGUGUGUAGGUUACUGUGCUAGAGUGUGUAUGUUACUGUGCUAGAGUGUGUAGGUUACUGUGCUAGAGUGUGUAUGUUACUGUGCUAGAGUGUGUAUGUUACUGUGCUAGAGUGUGUAUGUUACUGUGCUAGAGUGUGUAUGUUACUGUGCUAGAGUGAGUAUGUUACUGUGCUAGAGUGUGUAUGUUACUGUGCUAGAGUGUGUAUGUUACUGUGCUAGAGUGUGUAUGUUACUGUGCUAGAGUGAGUAUGUUACUGUGCUAGAGUGUGUAUGUUACUGUGCUACAGUGUGUAGGUUACUGUGCUAGAGUGAGUAUGUUACUGUGCUAGAGUGAGUAUGUUACUGUGCUAGAGUGUGUAUGUUACUGUGCUAGAGUGAGUAUGUUACUGUGCUAGAGUGUGUAUGUUACUGUGCUAGAGUGAGUAUGUUACUGUGCUAGAGUGUGUAUGUUACUGUGCUAGAGUGAGUAUGUUACUGUGCUAGAGUGUGUAUGUUACUGUGCUAGAGUGAGUAUGUUACUGUGCUAGAGUGUGUAUGUUACUGUGCUAGAGUGAGUAUGUUACUGUGCUAGAGUGAGUAUGUUACUGUGUGAGAGUGUGUAGGUUACUGUGCUAGAGUGUGUAUGUUACUGUGCUAGAGUGUGUAGGUUACUGUGCUAGAGUGUGUAUGUUACUGUGCUAGAGUGAGUAUGUUACUGUGCUAGAGUGUGUAUGUUACUGUGCUAGAGUGAGUAUGUUACUGUGCUAGAGUGUGUAUGUUACUGUGCUAGAGUGAGUAUGUUACUGUGCUAGAGUGUGUAUGUUACUGUGCUAGAGUGAGUAUGUUACUGUGCUAGAGUGAGUAUGUUACUGUGCUAGAGUGUGUAUGUUACUGUGCUAGAGUGAGUAUGUUACUGUGCUAGAGUGUUUAGGUUACUGUGCUAGAGUGUGUAUGUUACUGUGCUCAUUAUGUGCUGUGAUUUCAUAGAUAGAAAUAUGGUCAACUUAUAUUAUAUGGUCUUUAUUUAUCAUACUGACAUGUUUUUCUCAUUUCAUUGGUGGAGGUAUCUCGAGAGUAAUUCAGUGUACCUCAUAUCUAAACUCCAUCACAAGUUUACAUAUUUGUUUUAUUUGCUGCAAUACAAUUCCAUAUACAAAAUUUAUAAUUGAACACAUUUAUAAGUUUAUAUGUGUAUUUCUCUUUUUCCCAUGAAAAAUCCUUAUUGGGUUUUAUUUAUGUUUCAAAUAUCUGGUAUAACUGUGGUAUUCUUUAUCGUUCAUAUUGUAUUGUUUGAAAAUAUCUUUUACAUGUAUAUGCCUUUGUUCUUUUUAUGAAUACAUGUCUACUUGUGAGAUUAAGAAUCUUCAAAAUAACCUCAUCUACUUCUUUGACCAAGAAUGUUCAUGGUAUUUGAAUUAUAUAUUUAGGUACUAUCUUUGGUGUGCCAUUACCGGUAUCAUUACAACAUGUUUUUGUCCUCUUGACAGAGAUUAUAACAGGGUUAGGGAGGAUUAAAACAAUUCUUGUACCAGUAUAUUGUUUGACAAUUAUUUGCUGAUAAAUUAUUUGUUAAAAAAAUCUUUAUACUGUGUGAAGUUACUGUGGACAAACAUAUCAGUGGCGAUAAUAUUUUAGCAAUUUCAUUCCAUUUAACAGUGCAACACUAUGAUAACUGUUAAAUAUAAAAUCAUAAAAUUGAUGCAUGGUAUAAAUAUUUAUCAAACUUAUUUAUAUAACUUCAAAAUUUUACUUGAACUGUGAAAAAUCUGGGUGCACCAAUAGAAAUUAUAUUUACAAUAAUUUGUUCCUGUCCUUGGACAUUUUAGUUGAACCGAGAAAAUCUGAGUGUAGCAUAGAAAUAUGUUUACAAUAUAUUGUUAUUGUCUAUGGUACCUUGUUGAUGUGUAGUUAUAUUUAAAUCUGUUGUAAAUUAAGUAAACCAUAACAUAAAUGGCUGUUGGUAAUAACAUGAAGAGAUGUUUUUAUUUCAAACAAAUUAUCAAUAUAUUAUUUUAUUGUACAAUAGAUCAUGUGUAUAUUUGUUUAAACAAUUAAUUUAUUGACCAUGUUGUAUAGAAUGUACCAUAUUUUGGAGUAGAAUCUCAAUAUAUGUAUAUGAAUAAAUAUUUGAAUCAUGAACUAAUACAUAAAUUGCAAUAUUAAUCUACAGACUACAUUAUUUUGUAGCUGUAUCUGAGAUAUUGAGAAAGCUUCAUCAGGUACUAUUUUAGGGAAUUAAGAUUUAAAAAUUCAAAAUAUGAGGUUUACCAUAAUAUCAAUUUUUAUAUUUUGUGAAUUAUCUUUGUUUCAGGGUCGUUGUUUUUGUCCGAGUUAUAUAACAGUGUUUAGGGUAUUACAUAUAUACAAAUCAAACAAGAGAUAAAUGUGCAAUGUUGUGUGCGAUAUCGGCGGCGAACGAAUUUGAUCUCAUUUGAAGCAGUCAAAAUAGAAAUGGCAAUUUUGUCUCUUGGACAAAAUAUUGUUUUGUUUCUUUUUUUGAAUCAUUACACGGCUGUUUGUACACGAGGUUGGGGUUGUAAUUUACCUUGUAUACUUGGUUGAUGGUGUAAAUUUCGAUGUACACUAGGUUUGUGGCAUUCAUUUUCAUCUUUUUUAGUAAAUUAAGUAUGUGAUAUGAGGGUUGGUUUGUUUCUAUUUAUGUAGACAUCAGUACAUGUACUGCUUUAUUUUGGCGAGAUAUCAUUUUUUGUGUUUACUCACAAAUUUAGAUACCACAUAAUUAUAUAACCAUGGCGAUCCCAUCGAGUCUGUCAAGUUUAUUGCAUACUCUAGUGUAUUACUAGUGAUUAAAACUUAUUUAACUCAUUCACCCCUGAAAUUUCAUAAUGAACCAUUUCACCCUUUGAAUUGGAAGAGUUCAAAUGUGUCUU
Messenger RNA from Mizuhopecten yessoensis (Yesso scallop), 6078 nucleotides. RefSeq names its product synaptic vesicle 2-related protein-like. Gene Ontology annotation, biological process: transmembrane transport. Gene Ontology annotation, cellular component: membrane. The record is from RefSeq and is a predicted model, not a curated record. Lineage: Eukaryota; Metazoa; Mollusca; Bivalvia; Pectinida; Pectinidae. Gene Ontology annotation, molecular function: transmembrane transporter activity. The transcript is spliced from 18 exons. Bases 205 to 1839 code for a protein of 544 amino acids.